This is a messenger RNA of Fusarium venenatum, 711 nucleotides long. RefSeq names its product ubiquitin-related domain-containing protein. NCBI's taxonomy places the organism in Eukaryota, Fungi, Ascomycota, Sordariomycetes, Hypocreales, Nectriaceae. Gene Ontology annotation, cellular component: cytoplasm; nucleus. Gene Ontology annotation, molecular function: protein tag activity; protein binding. The record is from RefSeq and is a predicted model, not a curated record. Gene Ontology annotation, biological process: mRNA splicing, via spliceosome; protein modification process.
AUGACAGACUCGCCACCACCCACAGAGCCCCGAGCUCGCUCAAAGUCACCCGCUCCCAGAGACAGAGAUGACCGAAAGGGUCGCGACGACUCAUUCCGCGAAAACAGUGAACGUCGCCAGCGCCGAGACCGUAGCUGGUCGCGCGACCGGAACCAGAACCGCGACCGCAGAGAUUCUCCUCCACGCAGACCCAGGGACCGAUCAAGGUCGCCAGCUCGAAGGCCAAGAGGCUCGGGCGGCUUUAAAUGGAAGGGAGAGCGCCGAGAUAACGAUAGAAACCGCGACUUUCGCAGACGGUCGCCGCAGCGACGUGGGGAUCGUGACGGUGGCAGGGAUCGCAACUACCGUCGGGAUGACCGUGACGGGGAUCGCGCUGGACGGGAUAGGCCUCGGGACGGCGACAGAGAUCAGCGGAGAGAGAGGAAGGACAAGAAAGAAGAGAAGCCCAAGCCUGCUGUUGCGCAGGGAGGCGAGGAGAUGAUCAUCGUCAACGUCAACGACCGUCUCGGCACAAAGGCUGCAGUGCCAUGCUUGGAAUCAGAUACCGUGGGCCAGUUGAAGCUCAUGGUAGCUGCCCGAAUUGGUCGCGACCCUGGUCAGAUUAUCUUGAAGCGACAGAGUGAGAGGCCAUUUAAGGACCACAUCACUCUUGGUGAUUAUGGCAUUUCAAACGGUGUGCAGCUGGAUCUGGAGAUUGAUACCCGGGACUAA